Molecule: messenger RNA, 1164 nt
Organism: Penicillium olsonii
Lineage: Eukaryota; Fungi; Ascomycota; Eurotiomycetes; Eurotiales; Aspergillaceae
Source: the annotation of a GenBank genome assembly
AUGAUGACCACCGGGCCCCGGGACGCAUCGGUGCGCGAGGCCAAGAUCUUCGUCAAGGAAGUUGUUCGCAAUGAUUGGGACUUCGAAGCCGGCGUUCCCUCCGCCUCAUCUGCCGAUGGGGGCCUUUGCCACAAUCGCGAAGUGCGCGAAUGGCGAGUGCGCGAAUUCGACAGCUCAACAUCGGAGCUCGAGCCGCAGACUUCAGACAGUGAAGACGAAGUCAUGACCCCAGCGGGCCAGCAGACCGACAUCGAGCGCCGCCGCAAACGUCGUCGACAGAUGGACGACGAGAUGGCAUGGAACGAGGGACUACGAGUGUGGAUGGCCAGACGCAAUGCAUGGUCUGGCGCAAAGACUCGCCGGCAGAUUCGAACCGAGGAGGAAAAGCGCGCAAUGGCCGGCACGCAGACAGACACAACAGAUCAGUCGGAUGGCUUGGAGGGAGCAACGGGAGCCUCCUCUGCGACGUCACCCUCCACGACCUUGAACGGCUCUGGAACCGGGAGUGUGGCUGAUCUAGCCACUCGGACAGACUCCUCGCUCGCGAUCGUGGACCGGGAGAAGAGCGAGGAGCUUCAGCACCGCGCGGACUUGACUUCAGGACAGCAGGGGGAUCAAGAAGAAGAGCAAUCCACCGCACCAGACGAAGAGGCCAAAGGAAAAGCAUCGUCAGAAACCAACAUCACGGAACCGGAUGCAUCAAAUGGUCAAUCUGGGUUGACUUCCUUCCCCGCCGUGGAAGAUCAGACUGAAGAGGAGAAGGAAAUCGAAGAGCUCGAUGAGCCGCUUGUCCCUGUGGCACCGCCCUUCAUCUCAGAUACCAACCCUGUGCGCGCAAGCAUCAUGCCCUCAAUCUACCCGUCUAUCUAUUCAAAAGUUGUUGUCCAAGGGAUGACCCCGACGAUGCCCGUCAACCUGGCGCAUCUGACCAAAGCCAUGGUUCAGGGCUGGAAAGCCGAUGGACAGUGGCCCCCCAAGCCGGCCGUCACAUCCAUCGUCCUGACCGACAAUGCGACAAUUCCCAAGAAGCCCGAGGAGCGUCAAGAGGCGCCCACCGGCCGACGAAAGAAUAGCAUCACCAACGCCGUGAAGAAGGUCUUUCACUUUGGCCACCCGUUCCAUCGUCGCGGUUCACAAAGUCAGGAUGCGGGGCAUGCUGCUUAG